AUUGAAUAACCACGUUUCUCUGCAAAAAGACAAGCAAGUAGAUGAAAUAAAUGCGUGAUGCACAUGGUCUGACGCCGAGCUCCUGCCAAACCUCGAUCGUCACUCAACUCUAAGACCUGAGUCGGAUCUGUCCCUGCUGCAUCUCUGUUGGAACUGCAUCUGCAAACAUUACCUAUUUUUUGCUUGUACCUUUAGAGACCAAACGUUAGGGAUCAUCAGUUUUGGGUAUACUUGAAUUAUAUUAGUUGUGUUCACAUAAAAACAUUUACAGGUCAGACCUCCAUACGUGCGGCAGAGAGGAUUGCUUAAGGGCUACAAGUCAAGCUUUUAUUGAAACAAUGGGGAAACAGAACAGCAAACUGGCCCCUGAAGUCAUGGAGGAUCUGGUGAAGAGCACAGAGUUUAAUGAACAUGAACUGAAACAGUGGUACAAGGGAUUUCUAAAAGACUGUCCCACCGGCAGACUCAACCUGGAUGAGUUUCAGCAGCUGUAUGUAAAGUUUUUCCCAUAUGGUGACGCAUCUAAGUUUGCCCAACAUGCCUUCAGAACCUUUGAUAAGAACGCAGACGGGACCAUUGACUUCAGAGAGUUUAUCUGUGCACUGUCUAUCACAUCACGGGGGAGCUUUGAGCAGAAACUGAACUGGGCUUUUAACAUGUAUGAUCUGGAUGGAGAUGGAAAAAUUACAAGAGUGGAAAUGCUAGAGAUUAUUGAGGCCAUUUACAAAAUGGUGGGCACUGUCAUCAUGAUGAAAAUGAAUGAGGAUGGCCUGACACCUGAGCAGCGUGUAGACAGGAUUUUCAGUAAGAUGGAUAAGAACAACGACGAUCAGAUCACGCUGGAUGAGUUCAAAGAAGCUGCAAAGAGUGAUCCAUCCAUUGUAUUACUGCUUCAGUGUGACAUUCAGAAAUGAGCUGACGUCAAUGCAUUAUGGACUGCACAAAAAGUUAAAUGUUCCAUUCAGUUUGCAGCUAUUUCCUCAGAAAAAAAAAAAAAAAAAAAAUUG
Molecule: messenger RNA, 1007 nt
Organism: Polyodon spathula (Mississippi paddlefish)
Lineage: Eukaryota; Metazoa; Chordata; Actinopteri; Acipenseriformes; Polyodontidae
Product: visinin-like protein 1
Exons: 5
Coding region: 339-914 (191 amino acids)
Molecular function (GO): calcium ion binding
Source: RefSeq, a predicted model, not a curated record